Pecten maximus is the source of this 615-nucleotide messenger RNA. Its product is annotated as putative nuclease HARBI1. The coding region runs from base 1 to 615 and encodes 204 amino acids. Lineage: Eukaryota; Metazoa; Mollusca; Bivalvia; Pectinida; Pectinidae. The record is from RefSeq and is a predicted model, not a curated record. The transcript has a single exon.
AUGGCUCUCCCAGUCUCUUUACAAACGAUGAUUGCUUUGCGGUAUUACGCCAGUGGGAGCUACAUGUCCGUAAUUGGGGAUGCGCACGGUGUCAGCAAGAUGGCUGUAUCUCGUGCUAUACGAGAUGUAUCGAUGAUUCUUUCACGACAUGCAAGAUCAUACAUCAAAUUCCCUUUGACCGAUCGGGAACAAGUAAAAGUUAAGCAGAAUUUCUUCAACAUUCGUGUAUUUCCCUAUGUUCUUGGGGCUGUAGACGGCAGUUUGAUUCCAAUCCACACCCCAUCAGAUGAGGAACACCUGUAUGUGUGUAGAAAGGGAUUUCAUUCUCUAAACAUUCAAGGGAUUUGUGUUGCUGACUAUAGAUUCCUUAAUGUUGUCGCUAAAUGGCCCGGAUCUACCCAUGAUUAUUUUAUCUGGAAUCACUGUGGACUAUGUAAUGCUUUUGAGACAGGUCAAAUAUGUAAUGGCUAUCUUCUUGGAGAUAGUGGCUAUGGUCUCAGACCAUGGCUUAUGACCCCAAAACUAACCCCAGUCUCACCUGCUGAAGGAGGUACAACAAAGCACAUCGAACCACUCACUGUGUCAUUGAGAGAACAUUUGGGAUAUGGAAAAUGA